GCAAUUAAAAAAGAAAUAUUCUCAAGAUGUCACACACAAGAAGUAUAAGCACUGUGUUUUAUAAAUUUUUAAAAACAAAUCUGACUACUAAUAGUUCGACAAUCAAACACAUACAUUCAUCAAGAUUAUUAGAGAAAAAUGUUGCUUUUAACUUAUCAGAUAUUGGUGAAGGUAUUAGGGAAGUAAUUGUUAAAGAAUGGUAUGUUAAGGAGGGCGAUAAAGUGGUUCAAUUCGAUAAUAUAUGUGAAGUGCAAAGCGAUAAGGCUUCUGUUACAAUAACUAGUCGAUAUGAUGGAACCAUUACAAAAUUACACCACAACAUUGAUGAUGUGGCUCUGGUUGGCAAACCUCUAGUCAAUAUUGAAACUGAUGAAGCCGAAGAUACUGGAGCAGUUGAAAAAAAAUCUACACUAGAAACUCCUAAACUAGAAACAAUAAAAUCUUCUACAGAAAUUAAAAAAGAUAUUAAUAAUUUAGUUGAGACUGAAUUUAUACAUACAAAUUGUGAUAUAAUAUGCAUUCCAUCUGUAAGGCGUUUAGCAAAAGAGAACAAUUUAAAUUUGUCACUCAUAAAAGGUACUGGUAAGCAUGGUAGGAUCUUAAAGGAAGAUGUUUUGAAAUAUUUGGAAAAUAAUAAUGGUGAAACAUCUCAUAGUGGUUCAUUAGUGGAUGAGAAGCAAGAUUUAGAGGAAGCAAUAUCUGGUUUUCAAAGAAUUAUGGUGAAAACAAUGACUGAAUCUCUUAAAAUUCCACAUUUUGUUUAUAGUGACGAGAUAACAGUGACAAAACUGAGCGAUUUAAGGCAAUCGUUAAAAGCAAUAUCGGAAUUAAAUGAGACUAAAAUAUCCCUAAUGCCGUUUUUCAUAAAGGCAGCUUCAAAUGCUUUGAAAAAAUAUCCGAUUAUUAAUGCUACAACUGAUCAGAAUCUAGAAAAAAUCUACUACAAAAAAAAUCACAAUAUAGGAAUAGCAAUGGACACAAAAGCUGGUUUAGCUGUGCCAGUGAUAAAAAACGUUGAAAAUUUGGGAAUACUGGAUAUAGCUAGAGAAUUGAAUAGGCUUGUGAAAUCUGGAAAGAAUGGUAGCUUUGCUCCAAGCGAUAUAAGAGGCGGAACAUUUUCAAUCUCUAAUAUAGGAAGUAUUGGCGGUACCUACAUGAUGCCGGUGAUAACCCCUCCGCAGCUAGCUAUCAUUGCCCUGGGAACCACCAAGGUGUUGCCAAGGUUUGAUAAGGACAUGAAGGUGGUGCCAGAAUCCAUUAUAAAUAUAAGUGCCUCGGCCGACCACAGAUUCAUUGAUGGCGCCACUAUGGCAAACUUUAUAGAGAUGUUCAAAAGACAAAUAGAAAACCCCAAUUUACUGUUUCUAAAUGUUUAAAGUAUUGUUUGUCUUGUUGGA
Molecule: messenger RNA, 1397 nt
Organism: Brassicogethes aeneus
Lineage: Eukaryota; Metazoa; Arthropoda; Insecta; Coleoptera; Nitidulidae
Source: the annotation of a GenBank genome assembly